AUGAAGGCGGCGAGUGUGCCACAUGCCGCGGGUGCUGAGGUGGUGGGGACGUGUGGAAUGGCGAAUGUGGAGUUUGUGAAGGAGUUGGGAGCUGAUACAAUGGUUGAUUAUGCCCAGAUUGGAAUGAAGGAAUGGAUUGAUGGGAAAGAGGAGCGGAAGUUCGACGUGGUUCUGGAUUGCGUUGGUGGCCAGAUACUCACUGAUGCGUGGACGUGUGAGAGAGAAGACAGCUUUCUCAUCAGUGUUGCGGAGCCGCCGGAGGGCGACAAGCUCGAAGAGGGCGUUUCGGCUGGAGUGAGGCAUGCUUUCUUCAUUGUUGAUCCUCAUGGAAGUCAGCUAGCGCUGAUAACGAAGUUGAUUGAGGCAGAAAGAUGCAAAGGGAUUGUGGAUGGCGUAUGA
Mytilinidion resinicola is the source of this 399-nucleotide messenger RNA. RefSeq lists its product as uncharacterized. Lineage: Eukaryota; Fungi; Ascomycota; Dothideomycetes; Mytilinidiales; Mytilinidiaceae. The transcript has a single exon. The coding region runs from base 1 to 399 and encodes 132 amino acids. The record is from RefSeq and is a predicted model, not a curated record.